AUAUCACACAGAGCUGUUUCCAAUUUGACGUUUAUUUUUAACACGACAACGAAAGCUUCACACCUUUCUUCAUAGUGUAAUCCCCAUCGAGUCUGAAACCAAGUAAAAUCACCAAAGUUUCCAUCUUUCAGGAUUUUUUGGCAAAGAAAAAUGAUGAAAGAACGCAAACGCGAAUAGUGGGACUGUUUGGAACUCGCAAAACCAGUCGCCGUUUCGACUGGCCAAAUUGUUGUGAAAUUUGGUUCCUCAAGGUCCUUUGAUUGGAAAUCGUCCAUCGAAUAAACUCGACACAGCGAAUGUAGCACGAAUUACUUCCGGUAGAGGAGAACUAGAUGAAAAAAUACAACUACAGUAAACUGAGCCAACGGGACCUGGAAGCCGCUUCUUCUACGGUUUCUUCCGCCGCUGGCAAAAGCAUCAUCGGCAGUAGCAACGGAACUACAGUCAUCGAAACCGGAAUGUAUCUCCGCGAUUGGCGCCAGGCUUUGAGGACUCCUCCCUCGUACCGUAUCGGGAACCGAACUAUCCGGCUGCAGGUGCACGUCAUAUGGCCGUUGGCUGUUCUGGGAGCACUGCUUCUGUUCCUGCUCUACAUCAUCGGAAGCUCAACGAUGCAAAGUGGGUCCAGCAUCGGCAAUUUGGACCGGAACUCGGUGAUUUUCUACAACAGCACCUAUCCGCUAACGGAGCCGAUUGUGAGCAAUGGAAUGUACACCUUCCGGAUAGGGGUGAUUGCGGAUUUGGAUACCAAUUCCCGGGUGGGCAGCAAGGAUUCGUGGAACAGCUACUUCAUGAAGGGCUACCUCAGUUACAUUCCGGCGAAGGGAACCGUCACCGUUUCGUGGGACGAAACGGGACCGAAGGAAAUGAAAUCUAGCUUUUCAUUGAAAGGUAAGAAUACUAGUGGGUUUUGGAGUGAUUAUAGGGAAAUUAAGGUAGCCCCCAGAAGCUAUUGUUUAGCGAAAUCCAUCAAGUCUAAAAGGGGCUUACCUAGCUUGAGAAUACCAACCAAAUACUUAUAGCAGGUCUCUUUUCAA
This is a messenger RNA of Aedes aegypti (yellow fever mosquito), 1037 nucleotides long. Its product is annotated as apyrase-like. Bases 333 to 1022 code for a protein of 229 amino acids. The transcript is spliced from 2 exons. Gene Ontology annotation, molecular function: calcium ion binding; UDP phosphatase activity; GDP phosphatase activity. NCBI's taxonomy places the organism in Eukaryota, Metazoa, Arthropoda, Insecta, Diptera, Culicidae. Gene Ontology annotation, biological process: proteoglycan biosynthetic process. The record is from RefSeq and is a predicted model, not a curated record.